GGCGGAGUAGGUCUGGUAGUAAACAGUGGUGUUUACGCUCUACUACUCGGUAUUGAGCAAUUACAAUGGCGGCAGAAUCGACUACUUUGGCGGCUGCGAUCCAGGAUAUUUCUUUGGAUGGGAUUCAAGAAACGCCUUUCCCAACUCAUUCAAAGACCGCUGCGGGGCUGGUUGGCGGGGCCGAGACGGAUAUCUCAAGCCUCGCUUUCUCUGACAAGAUCUUGAUUACGAUAUCCCAAGGAGGGCGCUUAUCACAAUGGAUCCAAGUCCCUCUCUCGUCUGCUUCACCUACAACGUUUGAUACAGCUCUACCUGCUGGAGGCGACGAUUCCCUUCCCGCACCUCACAUAAACCCGAAAAUCCUUCUCGGCGCAGGGGGUGAAGCAAGAGAAACCUUUGGGCACUUGGUAGCGUCGCAAAUUGCCAGUUUGGUGUUGAAGCGUGAGCCGGAGGAAGCUCGGACGAUUCUCGUGGGCGUUGGGUUGCUCAAGGUGGAUUUAGACAGGUCAGCUUGGUUCGAUCUUCUUGAGCUCCUCGCAAAAGUUAUUUGAGCGAUGUCUACGAAGUGUUGCGAAAGCAUGCCUUAUUGGAAACAACUGGGAGCCUCAUUUGAGCACCUUCCGUCAUGGCUGCCUGUUCAAGCGAUGGUAGGCCACGAAUGAAGGCAACGUUGACAGUAGGAAUCGUUAAUCAUGGAAACGACGACCCCAAGAACGAUGGCCACCGCCAAAAAUGUCACUGGAGCGAGCUACUUAUUACGGGAGAUAGUGGGUGAAUCGACCCAAUCUCAAAUACCCAUCUUCAGAGUAGCCGAGUUGAAAGCCGCGAAGUCGAGCGAUGGUAUCAAAUAUCAAACUUUAUCAGACCUUUCUCCCAGGUGUGCUACGUGAUAAACCCUUAUAAACCACCAUCUUUGCUUGCAUUCUGCAAAUGAGCAUUUUGGUAAUGGGUGAGUAUCCUGCGUACAAUACAAUAUAUAUUUAUACAAUGAUGUUAGUGGCUCUAUAAUACAGUAAUAGGAACAGAUUGAGGUCCG
Pseudogymnoascus verrucosus is the source of this 1036-nucleotide messenger RNA. RefSeq lists its product as uncharacterized. The transcript is spliced from 2 exons. Lineage: Eukaryota; Fungi; Ascomycota; Leotiomycetes; Thelebolales; Thelebolaceae. The record is from RefSeq and is a predicted model, not a curated record. The coding region runs from base 66 to 551 and encodes 161 amino acids. Gene Ontology annotation, biological process: proteasome assembly.